GCAGGCCCCGGAUAUUUGUGUCAGCGCUGCCGCCACCGUCUCAGCUGAUGGGUCGGGACACACGCUCGCGCUCGCGGUCGGCUGGUCGCAGGGGCCGCAGGCAACGGAGCGGGAGUCGGAGCCGAAGUCGGAGCGGGAGCCAUGAGCGGCGAGACCGCCGGCGCCGGGACGACGAAGUACGGCGCAGGCGGAGGCGGCAGAGCCGGGAGCGCAGGUCGGGUUCGGACGAACACCACCGGUGGCGGCGGCGAAGGCGGCAGAGCCAGAGUCCGCUGCCCCCACGCUGGCGCUCACGGGGCCGGUCCUCCCAGUCUGACUCCGAUGACGAGCGCCAGGAGCAGCAGCGGGGCCGGUGGGCCCGCCGGCGGCGGACGCGCUCUUGGUCCCCGGGCUCCUCGGCGUCCGGCUCGGCCUCCCCGGACCGCUCCCAGAGCCCUCGGGAGGCGGCGGCGGCCCUGAGCCACCAGCACAGCCUGCAGGAGCGGCUGCGGCUGCGGGAGGAGCGGAAGCAGCAGGAGGAGUUGAUGAAGGCCUUCGAGACCCCCGAGGAGAAGCGGGCCCGGCGGCUGGCCAAGAAGGAGGCCAAGGAGAGGAAGAAGCGGGAGAAGAUGGGCUGGGGGGAGGAGUACAUGGGCUACACCAACACCGACAACCCUUUCGGCGACAACAAUCUCCUGGGCACCUUCAUCUGGAACAAGGCCCUGGAGAAGAAAGGGAUCGGCCACCUGGAGGAGAAGGAGCUCAAGGAGCGCAACAAGAGGAUCCAGGAGGACAACCGCCUGGAGCUGCAGAAGGUGAAGCAGCUGCGGCUGGAGCGGGAGCGGGAGAAGGCCAUGCGGGAGCAGGAGCUGGAGAUGCUGCAGCGGGAGAAGGAGGCCGAGCACUUCAAGACGUGGGAGGAGCAGGAGGACCACUUCCACCUGCAGCAGGCCAAGCUGCGCUCCAAGAUCCGCAUCCGGGACGGGAGGGCCAAGCCCAUCGACCUGCUGGCCAAGUACAUCAGCGCCGAGGACGACGACCUGGCCGUGGAGAUGCACGAACCCUACACCUUCCUCAACGGCCUCACCGUGGCCGACAUGGAGGACCUGCUGGAGGACAUCCAGGUGUACAUGGAGCUGGAGCAGGGCAAGAACGCGGACUUCUGGAGGGACAUGACCACCAUCACGGAGGACGAGAUCGCCAAGCUCCGCAAGCUGGAGGCCUCGGGCAAGGGCCCAGGUAGCCCCGCGCAGCGCCACCGGAGAGCGCCCGCCGUGCUCUUGGGGGGGCCCGUAUCUGGGCGCCGGCGCGCUGGGAGCUGUCUCAGCCCGGGGCUCUCCGCCUGCCUCGGUUUCCCCAUCGGGGAUCUUCAGGGUCUCUCCGGGAGCCACCAGGGGGCAGCGGCGGGCUGCGGCAGGAGCUUGGGCCCCCCCCCCCCCCACGGCUCCUCCUCAGGUGGGGGGCUCAGCCCAGGGCGGGGGCUCCCUUCCUUCAAAGAUCGCUUAGCGUCUGCGCCGGGCUUCCCGGGAGUGGCGCCAGCAGGGGCCCGUUUUGUUCGGUUUCAGGUUUUUGCCAGAAGCUUGGUGCGUUCGAGGGAGGGCGGCACCCCGCUUGUCCCCUUGUGCGGGAAGCCCCUAGAGCCCCGGUCUCUUGAACCUGGUGUUCUUUCCUCAUUCGCUUUCCUUUCCCUCCAGAGGGUUCCGCGCAGUGUCCAGGGAGGUGACCCUCGGGGGGUGGGGGAGGGUCGUCCUGGGCCCUGGGCUACUGAGCAGCGGCCCUGGCUCCGCGAGCGGCACCAGGACGUGCUGCGGCAGAAGCUGUACAAGCUGAAGCAGGAGCAGGGUGUGGAGAGCGAGCCUCUGUUCCCCAUCCUCAAGCAGGAGCCCCCGUCGCCCGGCCACGGCCCGGAGCCUGAGGACCCUGCCCCGACCCCACCCGGGCCCUCCUCCUCCGAGGGGGGCUCGGGGGAGCCGGAGGCGGAGGGGGCGGCCCCCGCGGAGGGCGAGGCGGACGGGGAGGCUGUGCUCAUGGAGGAGGACCUGAUCCAGCAGAGCCUGGACGACUACGACGCGGGCAAGUACAGCCCCCGGCUGCUCACGGCCCACGAGCUGCCGCUGGACGCGCACGUGCUGGAGCCCGACGAGGACCAGCAGCGCCUGCAGCUGUCCCGGCAGCAGCUCCAGGUCACAGGGGACGCGAGCGAGAGCGCGGAGGACAUCUUCUUCCGGCGGGCCAAGGAGGGCAUGGGCCAGGACGAGGCGCAGUUCAGCGUGGAGAUGCCGCUGACCGGCAAGGCCUACCUGUGGGCCGACAAGUACCGGCCGCGCAAGCCCCGCUUCUUCAACCGCGUGCACACGGGCUUCGAGUGGAACAAGUACAACCAGACGCACUACGACUUCGACAACCCGCCGCCCAAGAUCGUGCAGGGCUACAAGUUCAACAUCUUCUACCCCGACCUCAUCGACAAGCGCUCCACGCCCGAGUACUUCCUGGAGGCCUGCGCCGACAACAAGGACUUCGCCACCCUGCGCUUCCACGCGGGGCCGCCCUACGAGGACAUCGCCUUCAAGAUCGUCAACCGCGAGUGGGAGUACUCCCACCGCCACGGCUUCCGCUGCCAGUUCGCCAACGGCAUCUUCCAGCUCUGGUUCCACUUCAAGCGCUACCGCUACCGGCGGUGACGGCCGGGGCCCCUCCCGGGCUGGCCGCCACCUCUCCCCGGGCCCUCCCCGCGCCCACGCCCGCCUUCCCCGGGGGAGCGCGCCUGGGAGAGCGGGAGGCAGGCAGGCCAGGCCGGCCCGGGGUCCUCACACGCAGGACGGGUCGGGGGAACUGAGGCCCGAGCCCUGGCCCCACGGCCCCUGCCGUGGGCUGGGGGUGCCAGGCCUUGGGGGGGGCGUGGGGGGCGCGAGUCCAGGGCGGCUGCGGGACCCCGCCCCCCUCCACCCCCGCACUCCGGUCCCCCAUCCGGCGCCGCCCCCGUGCUGGUGCGGGCCAGGCCUCCCCGGCCUCUGUGCGUGCAGCCGCGGUGCCCCCCCCCAUCUGGCCCGGGUGCCCCCCCACCCCCGCCCACGUUGGGACAGCCGUGCUCCUGGAGAUCCUCUCCCGGCCACCACGGAGCUGCCUCCGCGUUUCUGCGGGCCUGACAGGUGCGGCCGCCGCUGGGUCACACGCUGCCAGCGGUGGGGGAGGGGGCGCCCCAGGAACGUUUCUUUCAACGUUUUGUUACAGAGACGUCUCCGUGGGAAGGGGGGCCAGCCCCACCUGGGCUCCUCGGCCGGCCCACCCGGACGCCCCGGAAAGAUUUUAGGUUGUUUCUCUAAAACGACUUUUUUUAAGGUGUGGGGAAAUACCUUAUUUUCACUUAAUUGGCCUAUUCACGGAGUUGCAUGUUUUUUUAAUAAACACUUUAUUUUAGAGUA
Herpailurus yagouaroundi (jaguarundi) is the source of this 3401-nucleotide messenger RNA. It is a transcript of the gene CACTIN, whose product is annotated as cactin, spliceosome C complex subunit. The record is from RefSeq and is a predicted model, not a curated record. Lineage: Eukaryota; Metazoa; Chordata; Mammalia; Carnivora; Felidae. Gene Ontology annotation, biological process: mRNA cis splicing, via spliceosome; negative regulation of innate immune response. The transcript is spliced from 9 exons. Gene Ontology annotation, molecular function: protein binding. Gene Ontology annotation, cellular component: spliceosomal complex; cytoplasm. Bases 48 to 2660 code for a protein of 870 amino acids.